Molecule: messenger RNA, 1776 nt
Organism: Fonsecaea nubica
Lineage: Eukaryota; Fungi; Ascomycota; Eurotiomycetes; Chaetothyriales; Herpotrichiellaceae
Exons: 7
Coding region: 1-1776 (591 amino acids)
Molecular function (GO): flavin adenine dinucleotide binding; NADP binding; N,N-dimethylaniline monooxygenase activity
Source: RefSeq, a predicted model, not a curated record
AUGGCAAUCGAGGCGGCCACCAACGGCGUCCACGACACGUCAAAAAAUGGCGCCGUCAAUGGCACAAAAUCUACCUACCAGUAUUCGUCUCAUUAUAUGUGGAAACCGCGGCCGAUCAGAAUCAUCGUCGUUGGCUGUGGUGUGUCGGGAAUCGCGGCCGUCAAGAUCUUCAAGGAGAGAUUCCCGGGAAAGCCAGUAGAGCUGGUCAUUUAUGAGAAGAAUGCAGGAGUUGCGGGAACAUGGUUUGAGAAUCGUUAUCCAGGCUGUUCGUGUGAUGUGCCCUCGCAUGCCUAUUCGUUUUCUUGGGAGGGAAACCCGCACUGGUCCCGCGCAUAUGUGGACUGGAAGGAGCUGCUAGAGUACUUCACCGGCAGAGCAAAGGCGUAUGGGGUGUAUGAAUUUGUGCAUCUCGAGCACCGAGUUUCCAAGGCCGCGUGGAACGACUCCACUGGGCAAUGGGAGAUAGAGAUCGACAACUUGAAGACAGGGGAGAAGAUUGUGGACAAAGGGGAAGUCCUGGUCAAUGCGACCGGGUUUCUGAACAACUGGAAGUGGCCUGACAUUCCGGGCCUGCAAUCUUUCAAAGGUGUUCUCGCCCACUCGGCACACUACGAUACAUCUCUCCAGCUAGACGAUAGAGUCGUCGGCGUCAUAGGCUCUGGAUCCUCAGCCAUUCAGAUCGUGCCUCAAGCCCAGCGAGGUGAGUCCCCUACAUGGAUUACUCCGGAACUCGUUGCUGAGCUCGCCCCACAAGGAAGAGAAACAGUCUUCACCAAAGAGCAGCAGGAGGCAUGGGCAAAUGAUCCUGAUGGAUUUCUCCGACAUCGAAAAAGAGCCGAGAGCACCAUGAAUCACUUUUUCGACAUCCAGGUCAAGAACUCGUCUUUACAGAAGCAAGCGGUGGAGGAAACGAGGAGGCAGAUGAUAGACCAGUUGAGCAAGAAAAAGGAACUGAUUCCCAAGCUCGUGCCCGAGUUCGCGUUGGGCUGCCGCCGGAUCACUCCCGGACACGGCUACCUUGAGGCAUUGUGCUCGGACAAUGUGACAGUCCAGACCGAGGAAAUUCGAGAAGUCGUCCCGGACGGCCUCAUCCUCGACGAUGGCACGCACAUCAAGUUGGACGUUCUCAUCUGUGCCACGGGCUUCAACACCUCGUUCUGCCCGCCAUUCACUCUGGUAGGAGAAGGUGGCCAAGUGAUAAAUGAAAUCUGGAAAGACGAGCCUCGCUCAUAUCUAGGAUUUGGUGCCGCAGGAUUUCCCAAUUACUUCAUUACGAGCGGACCUAACUCCCCGACCGCCAAUGGCGCCCUGAUCCCGUGUUUCGAGUUUUGUUUGAGGUUUGCAUACAAUGCGGCUGAGAAGCUCAUGACCGAGAACAUCAAGUCCAUCACUCCAAAGCAGGAGGCAGUGGACGACUUCCAAGAGCACAAAGAUUCUGUCAUGAAAGACCUUGUGUGGACUUCGUCGUGCCGAUCAUGGUACAAGAAUGGAACAAUAGAUGGUACGGUAUGGGGCCCUUGGCCCGGUUCAGCCGUGCAUUUCCUUGAACUCAUCACCACCCCACGCUGGGAGGACUUCAACUUCAAGUAUCGAUCAUCCAAUCGCUUCGAGUUCCUGGGCCGCGGACGAACUGCCCGAGAACUCGAAGGCGGUGAUCUCGCGUGGUACCUGGACCAGCCCGGCGCCUCUGAUGCCGCGAGACAAGAGAUUGUGCACGUCAAUGACCCAAUAAUGGCGUCGGAUCCCGAGGAGUCAAUAGUGGCCGGGGAAGAAUAG